Molecule: messenger RNA, 888 nt
Organism: Soboliphyme baturini
Lineage: Eukaryota; Metazoa; Nematoda; Enoplea; Dioctophymatida; Soboliphymatidae
Source: the annotation of a GenBank genome assembly
UUGCUUAUAGGUAUAUCUAAAUAUGACCACAGCUGUUUUCCAAAUACUGUUCUUGUGUUCAAUGGCUACCAGGCGGUACUAAGGCCUCUUGUUACAGGAGUCGACGUUAAUGAUCCGUCCAAGGCAUUCAUUUCCUAUGUUGACAUUGCUCGCUCAAAAUAUCAGCGGCAGAAGGAACUGUAUGAAAAAUGGUACUUCUAUUGCGAGUGCAGUCGGUGUAAAGGCAAAGAAGACGAUCUGUUAACUAGCAUAAAAUGCCCAAAUACCAACUGCGACCAGCCCAUAGUCAUUACUGAAGAAAGUGAGCCGGUGAAGCAGGACUGCUCCAAAUGCGGAGCCAAGAUAUCUACAGAGUACAUUUUGAAAGCACAAGUGUUCAUGAAAGCGCUACCAAAAAGUUUCGGUUUCCAAAAUGGGUCGGAAGAAGUAAAAAAGGCGAAAAUCUAUUUGGAUAACGCUCGAAAACUUUUGCAUCCGACAAAUAUUUAUUAUUGCAGACUACUCACCGCCUACAUGCAGAUAUGCCCGGAAAAUGAGCAAUGCCAGGUGAACGUUGACAGCCUGAAACGUGUUUGCGACGUUUACAAGAGGUGUUUACCCGCCAUGGACCGUCACAUUGGCUUUCAGCUGCUGCAUAUCGUGCGAGCAUUGAUCGAAAAAAAGCAAAGAAGCGAAGCAGUUCAAUUUGCUUAUGAAGCUAUGCAAAUUUUUGAGGUCUGUCUUGGCAUGGACCAUCCAUAUUAUCUCCAAACCCUUGGAUUGUGGACCUUUCUUGACAACAAAGCGAAGAAAACCGACCAAGAACUGUUAAAUCUGAUGAAUUUCAACUACAAUCGACCGGUCAAUUUGGGUGAAAUUUUGGAGAAGGUCCAAUCGUUAGGAUUGUGA